AAUGCGUACUUUAAAUGUUUGAUUUCUUCAACCUAGAUAAUGCAACACAGAAAUGAAAUUAACCUAGCUCUGGAUGCACAUCAUCCAGCCAGAUAAAAUUUUGUGUUUCUUCUCUUACUCACUUCCCGUGAGACACUUACAACUUAGUACUUAGCCCCCACACACUUUGAGAUAUCUAGAUCUCCAGCAUCUCUAUGUAACCACCUUCCCCAUGAAUCUCUCCUAUAUUUUAGUUUUAAUUUUGGUUUUGGUUUGCUGCAUGGAAGAAAUUAUGGUCACGCCGAGCAGGAAGCGGAGUUUCCAAAGAGAACAAUAAUCAACCAGUGUUUUGCUUCUGCUUGCUGCUUUCCAUUCUACCAGUUUUUGUUUUUUGUUUUUAUUAUUAAUUGAUCAAUUGAGCAUAAACAAAUUCUUCGAUCCCCUUGACAGUUACUGAGUUGUUACAUGCUUCAUCUAGGUUCAACUGUGAAGAUGCUCCUUCCAGCGAGGAAAAGGUCGAAAUUGAACAAAGUUGUGACCUUUAUCAGGAAAUUGGUCUUCUGAGACCACCCUGAAAUAGUCCCAGUCAACAAUUUUGAUUAUUUUCCCUAUUUCUUUGCCUUUUUCAGUGAGGAUUGGAGUGGGAGAGUGAAUGGAGGUUGGGGAAAUGGACAGAAAGGAGCCACAAGUUGAGGUUCCUUGGAGCCCCGGCACCCCUAUUAAGGCCGUUCCUAUGAAACCAAUGCCGAUCUGCUCGCCUGGGGAGAGAAAUCAAAUGGGUCAUCAUGCAAAUGGAGCAGUUGCAUGUGAUGAAUUUUCACACGGCCAAGACAAAAUUGGUGGGUUAGGUGAUGGGUCAAAUGUUGCCACUGACGGUGGCAAAACUUGUGAACCGACAGAUUCGGAUGCUGUUUCCAACUAUAGCAAACUUGGGUUUUGUGAACAAUUGUUUGCGGUUGAGGCUGAAUCGAGGAACUCUAGUGUGACACAAGGGAAUAAUGAUGGAUUGAAGAAUCCUUUUGUUCCUUCAUUCAUCCUUGACAAUGUCCAAGACCCUCAGGAAUCAUACAUUGCUUGCUGUAGCAUGAAAACUUCACAGGAUACCCUAUUUACACUUGACAAUGCCAACAAAGAAGGCAUAAAAAUAGCAUCAAUGCAAGUCAAUAUGGAAGAAAAGGAUCCAGGAGGGGAAGAGAGAAAUGCCCCUGCCAAUAAGCUUGACAAUAAUGUACCGCCAAACAGCAAAGAACUCUGUGACCCUGCAAUGGAAUUUGCUGCUGUUUCUUCACCAUUGAAAGAGAAUCACAACCCAGAUAAGGGAAGCAGUCAUGAUACUGAUCUUAAUAAAACACCACAACAAAAACCAAGGAGAAGAAAGCACCGUCCCAAGGUCAUCAAAGAAGGCAAACCCAAAAGAACUCGGAAGCCUGCUACCCCAAAGCCUGUUCAACCAAAAGAAAACACACCUGUCAAGAGGAAGUAUGUGAGAAAGAAUACAGUGAACAAGACUUCUACUCCUCCUACCGAAGAGGCUAGGGAAUUGAGUAAAGAAAUGUCUCGUAAAAGGUCCUUAAAUUUCGACAUAGGAACAACAGAUGAAAGUUCUGCUGCCAUAGAUAAUACAACUGCACUAUUGGGAAAAGAAAAUGGUAUUCUCGUUCAAGAAACAAAUGUAGGUUCUGCAUUUGAUCUAAACACGUCCAUGAAGCAGGCAUCAAACAGUUACAUGUCACUACCAGAAGACAAACAAGCCCUUAAUACAUCUCCUUCGAGAAGAAAAAGCUCAGGGACAAAGCCAGAGGAAAACACGCCUCCCAAGAGGAAGUAUGUGAGAAGGAAAGGAGUGAACAAGACUUCUGCUCCUCCAAUAGAAGUUCCUGGAAAUUUGACUAAAGAAACAAUGUCUGCAUCUGCCCAAACAUCAUGCACAGAGUCCAUAUUUGAUGAAAGAGCAAGAGAUCAAAGUUAUACAGUCAAAGAGAAUCCAACUGGGCAUCCAGGCAGUGAAAUUGGUGUACUCAUGAAGGAAAUGAAUGUGGGCCUUGCCUAUGAUUUAAACACUUCCAGGAAGCAGGCAUUAAAUGAUGACGCGACAUUACCUAAGGACACACAAGCCCCAAGUUCAUCUUCAAAAAUCAAUCUCCCUGGGACAAAGAGAAAAGAAAACCUGACUGGCAAGAGGAAGAAUGCGGGGAAAAAAGGAUCAAAUCCGUCUCCUAUUCCUCCAACAGAAAUUACAGAAUUGACUGAAGCAAGGAUGCUUGAAUCUAACAUGUCAUGGAGAAGAUCCUUAAAUUUGGAUAUGGGAAAUGUAGGCAGAGAAAAUUUGGAUUUGCACACAGGGAAGGAAAAUCUGGUGUUAGAGGAAAGAAUAGUAGGUCCCACCUAUAAAGACACUUGGUUGAAAGAGGCAGUAAAUAUUUGCAUGUCAUUACCUGAGGAAACACGACGCCCAAGUACAUCUAUUUCAAAAUGCACUUCUGCUGGGUCAAAGCUGAAUGCCAACUCUGUAGAGAAGAAAAACAAAAAAGGCCGGGCAACUGCUCGGGGUGGAAACAUCAGUAAUAGUCAAAGUUCAUCAAUAAGGUCACAAAUGGUUGGUUCAAAGAGAAAACAUUCUGGCACCUUUAAUCGUGCAGAUGACAGCAGCAUGAAUCUGAUUGGAGUGCAAUAUAAUGGACUGCCCUCAUACCAAACUAGCAUUUGCCUUCAGUUUCCAAAAAUACAGAAGAAAAGAACUGAAACGGGGAAUGCAACAAAAGAAGUCCAACAGACAUGCCCUCAGGAAGAUGCUCUAGGACAUCCAUAUGCAUCAAGCUCCAGCUGCUGGACUUAUGGUUCUGGAUAUAAUACAGCUAGAGUCCCAGCCACAAGUGGAUCGACAGAAAAAUUAAAAAUUGAUAAUACUCAAACAUUCAAUGAGUUCGUCUUGUCUUUGAAAAGGCUGGCAGAAAGAUCUCAAACCUCUACUUGUGAUCAUGGUUCUCUAACCAGAAUUAGAAACUGUGAUACUGAACCAAAUUAUACUGCAAAACAAGUAGGCGUCUCUGGCAGAGAAACAUUUGGGGAUGCAAUUGGUGCUUUAGUUGCAGAGACAUGUACACCACCCACAAAAAAGAAGCGGAAUAGAAAGAAAAGUGUUCCUUCCAGUUCAGCACAUUCUACCACAAAUGAGAUGCUACAGAACCAUAAUUUUACAUUGGAAAAUUACCCUCUGCCAAUGGGGAAGCCAUCAGACAUUGUUCCUGAAGUACUAUGGAACACCAUGAACAAUAUUGAUGCAUUAACAUUGCAAUUUAGACAACUAAACUUAAACACAGAAGUCAGAGACCUUGCAUUUCAUGAGCAGAAUGCACUUGUCCCUUAUAAACAGCAAAACAGCCUUAUCCAUGGAGAUGGGGUCAUCGUUCCCUUUCACAUUAAGAAACAGCAUCUACGACCAAAGGUCGACCUUGAUGAUGAGACUGAUAGAGUGUGGAAGCUUUUGCUGUUAGAUAUAAACAGUCAUGGGAUUGAUGGAACAGAUGAAGAUAAGGCAAAGUGGUGGGAAGAAGAACGAAAUGUGUUUCGAGGACGAGCCGACUCUUUUAUUGCACGAAUGCAUCUUGUACAAGGAGACAGACGAUUUUCUCGAUGGAAAGGAUCAGUUGUGGAUUCAGUGGUUGGAGUUUUCCUCACCCAAAAUGUCACUGACCAUCUUUCCAGCUCUGCAUUCAUGUCCCUUGCUGCUCGAUUUCCCAAAAUUUCAAGCAGCAUGUGCAAAACACACCAUGCAGAAGACACAAGACUGGUAGUCAACAAACCACAAGUGCAUAUAGUGGAACCGGAAGAGAGCACUGAAUGGGAUGUAAAAUUAUUGAAUCAAUCUGUUUAUGACCAGCCUUCUCCAACAAUAGAUAUAGUUGAGCAUUCUCGAGAAAAAGAAGCCUUCAACAGCAAUGAAUCCUGUGGAACUACCAGCAGUGUAAUUAGCUUAACAGAUGAAUCAAACUCCAGAUUGUCAGAAUUACCUCAAAAGAAUAUUAAGGAACACUGUAGUCCAAUGAGAAGUGGACUACUUAGUGCUUCAAUUGAGGAAGGAGAAGAAAAAUCAUGUUACGAUGGUGAUAGGAAAGAGUUAAAUGACAUAGUUUCAUCCCAAGGCUCUGUUAUUUCAUCUCAAAUAUCUGGAGAUUUUUCAAAUGAUCAAAAUCCUGAGAAAAUAGGAUCAUGCUCAGAUAGCAACUCAGAAGUAGAAGUUUUGUCCAGCACAGCAAAGUACAACCAUUUUGGUAGCAACACUUCCUUCAGUAAACUCCUCGAAAUGGUUAGUUCAACCAAGUUUUAUGCAGAUAACAGUCAAAAAAGCGAAUCAAUUGAGAACUUAAGAGAUGCAUAUGAUCAACAUAUACACAGGCAGCAUAACAACACAAUAGAAAGCUUGAAAAAAUCAAGUGCUACUCAGGGCUCUGCAGAAGCAUCCAUCAUCCUAUCUGAUGAAUAUACUUUGAAACUCGCCCCCAACUUAGGAAUGCUUGAUGUUAACUGCUUUGAUCCUUUCAAAACAGAAGCAUCAACAAGUGACUUCUUAAAAAAAAAGGAUGAAAAUAGCAUGAACAGAUCUAGUCUUCAAACAACAGAACCUGGAGGCCAAGUUGCAACUACCCAUUCUCAAAGUAUUGUAUCUCAAGUCCAUCCUCAGGAACAAAGCAAUCACCAGCAGCAAAGUUUUUUCAACAUUUCUGGACAAACUCAAGAUCUUAUGCAGAAAGGAAGGGGGUCAGAUCUUGGUGAGCAAAAAAAUGCCAUGAGGAAUGGAACCAAUGAGAUAAGUUCUGCCCCAAUAAAAUUUAAGAGCAAGGAACAAGAAAAAGAGAAAAAGGAUGAUUUUGACUGGGAUAGUUUAAGAAUUGAAGCACAGGCUAAGGCUGGGAAAAGAGAAAAGACAGAUAACACCAUGGAUUCUUUGGACUGGGAUGCUGUGAGAUGUGCAGAUGUCAGUGAAAUCGCUGAGACCAUCAAAGAACGGGGCAUGAACAACAGGCUUGCAGAUCGUAUUAAGAAUUUCUUAAAUCGAUUGGUUGAAGAACAUGGAAGCAUUGACCUUGAAUGGCUUAGAGACGUUCCACCUGACAAAGCAAAAGAAUACUUGCUCAGCAUAAGAGGAUUGGGACUAAAAAGUGUGGAAUGUGUGCGGCUUUUAACACUGCACCAUCUUGCCUUCCCGGUAGACACAAAUGUCGGACGUAUAGCAGUACGACUGGGAUGGGUCCCUCUACAGCCACUGCCUGAGUCACUGCAGUUGCAUCUCCUAGAAUUGUACCCAGUGUUGGAGUCAAUACAAAAAUAUCUCUGGCCUCGACUAUGCAAGCUAGAUCAGGAAACACUAUAUGAGCUACAUUACCAGAUGAUUACAUUUGGAAAGGUCUUCUGUACAAAAAGCAAACCAAAUUGUAAUGCAUGCCCAAUGAGAGGAGAAUGUAGACACUUCGCUAGUGCAUUUGCAAGUGCAAGGCUUGCACUGCCUGGACCAGAGCAGAAGAGUAUAGUUAGCACAACUGGAAAUAGUGUGAUUGACCAGAACCCAUCUGAAAUCAUCAGUCAGUUGCACUUGCCUCCCCCUGAGAGCACGGCCCAAGCAGAUGAUAUUCAACUAACAGAAGUGAGCAGACAGUUGGAAUCAAAAUCUGAAAUAAAUAUUUGCCAACCUAUCAUUGAAGAGCCCACAACUCCAGAGCCAGAAUGCUUGCAAGUAUCACAAACUGAUAUAGAGGAUGCUUUCUAUGAGGAUUUAUGUGAAAUUCCAACCAUCAAUCUUAACAUAGAAGAGUUCACUAUGAAUUUACAAAAUUACAUGCAAGAAAAAAUGGAACUUCAAGAAGCUGAAAUGUCAAAGGCAUUGGUUGCUUUGAAUCCAGAAGCUGCUUCCAUUCCUAUGCCCAAGCUAAAGAAUGUGAGCCGAUUACGAACAGAGCAUUGUGUUUAUGAACUCCCAGAUACGCAUCCUCUUCUCCAAGGGUGGGACACACGAGAGCCUGAUGAUCCAGGCAAAUAUCUUCUUGCUAUAUGGACUCCAGGUGAGACAGCAAAUUCUAUACAGCCACCAGAAAGCAAAUGCAGCUCUCAAGAAGAAUGUGGCCAACUCUGUAAUGAGAAUGAAUGUUUCUCGUGCAACAGUUUCCGUGAAGCAAAUUCUCAGAUAGUUAGAGGGACACUCCUGAUACCAUGUCGAACAGCUACACGGGGGAGCUUUCCACUGAAUGGCACCUAUUUCCAAGUCAAUGAGGUAUUUGCUGACCAUGACUCAAGUCUCAACCCAAUUAGUGUGCCUCGAAGUUGGAUCUGGAACCUCAACAGGCGAACAGUAUAUUUUGGAACCUCCGUAACAACAAUAUUUAAAGGUUUAACAACACAAGAAAUUCAACAAUGCUUUUGGAGAGGGUAUGUCUGUGUGCGGGGGUUUGACAGGGAAGCACGAGCACCCCGUCCUCUGAUGGCUAGACUACAUUUCCCAGCUAGCAAGUUGGCCAAGACAAAAGAGAGGACAAAAAAGGAGUCGAGUUCAACGGCAAAAUCACGGGGAUCGAAACCAAAUCCAGAACAGCCGGAAUUGAUUGCCAACAGUAGCAACCUUCUACAGACGGGAAGAGACUGAAGACAAAUCAGCAUUUUUCAUCCCAUGCUGUGUUGCCCAGUUGCAUGUAUAAAAUGACAAAGUCAUUUUUUAAUUUAACUUUGAGUUCUUUUUAUCAUGCUCAGAGACUGAGCAGUUUUCCAGAUUAGGACCCAACAAUAAUAAUGUACUAUUGGUAGCACUUAGGCUUUAGUUUCUUGUUUCCAAAAGGAAAAUUAUGUGAAGGGGAGUGUGAGCCAUGUAAUGCCACAUGAGAGGAAUUGGGGCUACUUGCAUAACAGCAAAGUACUUUUUCCCCCAACUCCUACAGAGAUACACUUGGAAUAUUUUAGAUUUAAAUACCAUGCCCCCCUCACUUCACCUUCA
Molecule: messenger RNA, 6958 nt
Organism: Glycine soja
Lineage: Eukaryota; Viridiplantae; Streptophyta; Magnoliopsida; Fabales; Fabaceae
Product: DNA glycosylase/AP lyase ROS1-like
Exons: 20
Coding region: 632-6613 (1993 amino acids)
Biological process (GO): base-excision repair
Molecular function (GO): DNA N-glycosylase activity; DNA demethylase activity; 4 iron, 4 sulfur cluster binding
Source: RefSeq, a predicted model, not a curated record